CGGAAAACACGGAUUCCACAUCGGCUUGCCAUUACUCUUGCACUCUGGCCCCAUGCGUUUGUCGAAUCUACAAGGGCCAGAAGGAAGUAGCAUAUGAGCACAAUAGCGAUACAACUGUGGAAGCGUGUUGAUCUGCAGAAGCCGUGCAGACCUUGCCUAGGGGAAGGACCCUUCUUACGACGAUUCGCCGAUCUAAAGACUUAAACGGACACGCUAGGCUUGAUCCACAUAGAAGCGAAAUCCUAUUCCUAAUAGCGCCUCUGGGACACACGAAGAUCGGUCGGAAAUCCUCUCUGCAACCGAACUAUUUUUAUAGCUGUAGCACUGUGAUCUACCUAAUAUUAUGCUCACCGAGCACCAUCCAGCGGAAGCGGAUGCAGAUGUACCUGGCCGGAAGGCGAGAUGGCAAAAGGAUCCACGACCAAACAAUUAUCAUGAAGUUGGAGUCAAGGGCAGAAAAACCGGUGUAACCGCGCCGAAAAACGUGCAAACAGAUGCAAAUGGGCUUAUGAGUGUGGACGAUUGGUUUCGUGAAGAUGAAGAUGAAACGGAUGAGAUUACCAGAGGGCCACGAGAAGGAGUGUCGGGCAGGAUGUCAACUCCCAGCAAACCAAAGUAUGCAAAAGCCGAUUCAGCUUCUGACGUAGAGCCAUACCAGCAACCACCUCGACGCGUAUCUCCGGCCACGGGGUUUACAAAGGAGAAGACUCCUGGGACUGCAACACGGAAUGCGAUAUCUCGCCUUCCGCGUCCGUCUAUGUUAGAAGGUCCAUUGGAUACAGCCACGAAGCACACCCCUCAAAGUCAGCGGAGUUCCAAGGGUCAGUUUUCGAACAUAUCCAGUGCCUACAUCGUCGACGAGGAUAUGCCAUCACCGCGCACCAUUCUCAGUCCAGCCGCACCUCUUCGCCUUGAACACCCCGUAUCAGAAACAACCCCAAAAAGUCAGCUCGACGACAGGCGACGAAGUAGAACCAGCGGCAGUCUUACGGUGCAGCUGCCACAACGAACUCGUGAGCCUCUUGUUGAGGGGUCCAAGACAUCUCGAAAAAGUGUUGGCGGGCCAUCAUCAUUUAUUCCUUCGAGGUUGUCGCACGUAGCGAAUGUGGACAUGAGUGGCGGUGAUGAUAUUGCUAGGGGGGCCGAGCUUUUGGAAGACGGCUUGGUCGAAUACAGACAGGAAGAAGCCUUUUGCGCAUCAGUGACAAAGACUCUAACCAAAUCUUCAGAAAAUGGUUCGGAUGAUGGGGCAGGACGAGCAGGUAGCCCUCCAUCACCAACUCCUGAAGCGAUUACUUCAAAAAAAGGCAUUGUUCGGGAGGACAUAGCGGAACCUGAUGAAGAGAACGCUGUGUUGGAAGGAAAAUUCAACGAACCGAGCAGCGCGCGGAGGUCGAGAAAGCGCAAGGCUGCCAUACCUACGUCAGAUGCCGAAAGCGACCGGGAUAUCAUUCCUUCAAUGCGGCAGGCGUUACCUGAUUCGGAUGACGGAACUCCUCUACGACGAGGCAAUGCCGCUUACAUGGUAGGCACGAGUAGAACGAUUAGACGUGGUAAUCAGCCCACGCAACAUGAAUACGAGACAUCUGGUAUUAUAGAUGAGCCGAUAUUGGCGUCCGCAAGAAAAACGACUGCAAAACACGCUGUCAGGAAUGUACAUGAUCCUGAUGACAGCGAGGUGGAUACGAGAAGAUACGGCGGUAGCGCUCGUAGAAACCUGUCGGAAGAAUUUGAGAAGUCCACGCGAAAGGCAGAGUCUUCUAUAGACGGCAGAAGCUCUGUGGAAAGCCGUGAAGAUGUUGAAGUCGGUCACGACGCUGCCCUUGAACCCAUUGAGGCUGUGGAUGAGACUCAAUAUUUUGCUGAUGCCAAUGAAGUGAACCACGAAGAACUGUCGGACGAAGGUGGGGAGAAAGAAAACGAGAUCAAAUCCAAACGCCAUCAAAAUGCGCCUGCCCGAAAAGGCAAACAGACUGCAACUCGAACUCGGACACGAAAAGCAAAACAACCUCGCCGCGAACUCCCUCCAGAGGUGACGGAUGCUGUAUUCCAAUUGGAUGACCAAGAUGAAGACGAAAAUGGAGCACGACGCAGCAAGCGGAUGAAGAUAAAACCGCUGAAGUAUUGGGCUGGGGAACGCGUGGUAAUUGGAAGAAGGGAAUCAGGCUUCUUCCCGGUGCCGGUAGUCAAAGAAGUCAUUCGUGUCAAAUCGGAUGACGAGUCAUCAAAUUAUGGGAAGGGGAAGCCCACGACCAGAGUUAAAUCCGAGCCAGCUCCGUUAGUGCAGCCAGAUGUUCCAGUGAUCAACAUCACAACUGGUCAGGAGGAGAAUCAACGUAUCGUGGCUACCCCAGAAAUGCUCAACCCCCGUACGAUAGGAGCGGGCGACUACAAGUUUCAGAAAGUGUUUAGCGAAGGUGAAUUCAUCGCGUCUGGUAUAUUGGUCAUGCCCAAAGGAUCGCAGAAACCCAACAAGAAUUCUAAUCAAUCAGCAAUGAUUUUUUAUGUUGUAUCCGGCGAGGUUGAGGUACAGAUCCACAAGACUAUCUUCGUAGUAAAAACUGGAUCUCAAUUCUUCGUUCCUCGAGGAAAUCAAUAUCGCAUUCAAAAUGUAGCAAGUCGUGAAGCCAAACUGUUCUUUUGUCACGGUAAAGAGGUGCUUAUGGAAGCACCCGCUGGACAGCGGUAACAUGUUAUUUCGUAUCGGUGGAGAAAGCAUACUGCUUUAUGUGGCAUUGCCACUCAGUAAGUGUAAUUGGGAAAAAGUAGCACUAUGUUGCCUUGUAAAUAUAAACGAAACCAUAUUAUUAAAUCGCUUAAGGGUCCUUCUG
Spizellomyces punctatus DAOM BR117 is the source of this 2831-nucleotide messenger RNA. RefSeq lists its product as uncharacterized. Bases 344 to 2689 code for a protein of 781 amino acids. NCBI's taxonomy places the organism in Eukaryota, Fungi, Chytridiomycota, Chytridiomycetes, Spizellomycetales, Spizellomycetaceae. Gene Ontology annotation, cellular component: kinetochore. Gene Ontology annotation, molecular function: centromeric DNA binding. The transcript has 10 exons. The record is from RefSeq and is a predicted model, not a curated record. Gene Ontology annotation, biological process: attachment of mitotic spindle microtubules to kinetochore; kinetochore assembly; spindle attachment to meiosis I kinetochore.